GAAUGCGGAAGCGCGCCCGGGUUCAACUGCACGUGGCUGGCAUGACGUCUUCACUGGUUUGCGAAAGCACAUCGUGCCGGGUGAGCUCCGUUCUGAAUCGAGACGGGAAACAGUUCGGCAAGAAGCAUCUGUUCGACGGCAACGAAGAAACGUGCUGGAACUCGGACCAGGGUGCCCCCCAGUGGGUGAGCGUGGACUUCCCGCAGCCUGUGCGAGUGAGCGAGCUCCACGUUCAGUUCCAGGGUGGUUUCUCUGGAAAACAAUGCCUGCUUCAAGGUUUUGUUAAAGACGACCCGUCAAAGACCCUGAUGGAGUUUUACCCGGAAGACGUGAAUUCUACGCAAGUGUUCCAAGUGCCCCCAAGUGAACCCAUCCACAAGCUCAAGCUGAUUCUCUGCAGCUCCACGGAUCUGUUCGGCCGCAUCGUUAUUUACAGGUUGGACGUUCGGGGAGAGAAGGCGUGAAUCACUGCCAGAAACAUCUUGGUUUUUUUUUUGGUCGGCAUCAAGAUCAAGAUAUCACGGCCGAAGCCGACGGUGCCACGGCCGACGCUUCCUUCCGCUCCGCCAGAUGCCGCAGCUGUUGCGCAGUAGAUGCGCGACUUCCAUGGUAUCUCGCCGUCUGCUGUCUGAUCUUCCCGAGGAUGGCCGGGCUCGUAGGGAGCACGCCAAUGCCUCUCUCUGUAACGGCCCCUACACCCAUCCUGCACACACGUCCCAUCGCGCGCAGCCGUUAUUCUGCCUAAUCGUAUAUACAACACUUAAAACUUUCCCGUUCUGGUAACAUGUGUACGUGUACGUCACUGGAACGUAACCGGAAGAAAAAUUAACUUUAUCGGUACUGAAGCUCCCACAAGGCCAUGCGGGAGGGCAUGUGGCACAGUUUGUCGCCGGCUAUCGUCGAGUGCAGUCGUGUUGCUACGGUUCUCCGCGGUGAGUGACAAUGUCUUUAAAAACAACGGCGGCGCUUGCGCGUUCCGAGAUUCAGCGGUGAACGGGACGAGCCACCCUGUGACUUUCAGUCGUCUCGCAACGGGAGAGGGUUAACUGCCACCUGCCAUGCUCGCUUGUGAGACGUCCCGGGAAAAUACUGCUCAAAAUGCUGCUCGAUUGUGAGCACGCUCACUGCUGAGCGACGAGCAAACAGUCGAUGGGUUCAAUUCCUGCCACAGCCGUCUCCGUGAAUUUUCAAAUGCUCUGUUGGUGUUUUUUUUUCUGCCGGUCAUAUUGAAAUUGUGCUAUUGGCAUCGUGUGACUUGUGGAAGAUACAGGGUGCUUCAAGUUUGUUUUAACACUUGUAUGGGACUAUCGUUUUUAAUGGAAAAAAACGGAUAACACACUCACAUUUUUUUAUUUAAAGCUUUCCUGACUGCAGAGAUUCAUAUUCUUGGUUCUUUCGGUAAAGUCACGUAGA
This is a messenger RNA of Lethenteron reissneri (Far Eastern brook lamprey), 1413 nucleotides long. It is a transcript of the gene NR2C2AP, whose product is annotated as nuclear receptor 2C2 associated protein. The record is from RefSeq and is a predicted model, not a curated record. Lineage: Eukaryota; Metazoa; Chordata; Hyperoartia; Petromyzontiformes; Petromyzontidae.